ACGAAUGCGUAAUAGAUGAAGGUUGUCAAGUCACACGCAUUCUUUCUCUUAAAAUGAUAAAAAAACAGUGCCUGGGGGAUGAAACCAAAUAAAACAUCACUAGAUGAACAUUUUUAAGUUUACCAUUUUUUAAAGAUGACAAAACCAAAUGAAAAAAAUGACAGCAGAUUAUUUAGGAAGCUGCUCCACGAGAAAUUGACAAAGAAGGAAAUGGAUGACGUUUUUUUUUAUUCUAAGCAAGUGAUGGGCAUCGCAGCGGGGAUACUAUCUGGAUUUUUGCGCAUUAAAGGGAUUUUGGGAUUUCUCUUUUUUUUCAUUUUCCAGUUUCUCACGUCUUUCGCCCUGUACAACAAAAAAAUAGAUGAAAAUCAUUUUAUGGACAAUUAUAGCAUCGCAACGAGCAACGUAUUUGUUGGACUUUCUGCAUUUCUGGUAUCAUGGAUAACAGUCAACACGUUAUUAAUUUAAGCGAGUUGCAUGAGCGGAGAAGUGAAAAGAAACGGCAAUGCGAAGUGGAAAAUAAAUUUUUGCAACAAAGAAAAACAACAUGCAAAAAGUCGAACACAAGUGGUAGAUUUUACGAAAGCGUUUCACAGUAGCAAAAUUGGGAGCAAUUU
Messenger RNA from Plasmodium coatneyi, 617 nucleotides. RefSeq lists its product as uncharacterized. Gene Ontology annotation, biological process: mitochondrial respirasome assembly. The record is from RefSeq and is a predicted model, not a curated record. Lineage: Eukaryota; Apicomplexa; Aconoidasida; Haemosporida; Plasmodiidae. The coding region runs from base 136 to 468 and encodes 110 amino acids. The transcript is spliced from 5 exons.